This is a messenger RNA of Mitosporidium daphniae, 135 nucleotides long. RefSeq lists its product as uncharacterized. NCBI's taxonomy places the organism in Eukaryota, Fungi, Microsporidia. The transcript has a single exon. The annotation marks the transcript as partial. The record is from RefSeq and is a predicted model, not a curated record.
GGUGGAUAUUUGCCAUCACUGAAUCCCUUCAACUGGUUUAAGAGUUCAGAUGCGUCUAAACCCGCAGAAGCCCCUAAACCCGAUGGAACGACAGAAGCCCCUAAACCCGAAGAAAAACAAGACGACAAAAAAUGA